UCUGUCGGCGGCGCUCAGGACCUGCCUACUUAUAGCUUUCCAUUCUAGCCCGCUUGAAAGAAAAAAAAACCUCCACACAGAUAGAAAAGAAAGACGGAGAGUAAGACCCGUGCGAGUUAGCGGAGAGGGAGGGACAGCGAGUCAGGAAGACACCGAAAAGCCGGGGGAGGACCGUUAAUUUCAUCCACACCGUCUUGAAUGCGUGGGGGAGAAUAACGUAUUGCUGUAACAUCCCCUCAUCGAGAAAAGGUGGAAUACUAGAGAAAGAGGUGAAAUACAGCCACAUCGAUAUGGAUUCAUAUGAUGCAGACGAAAACUGUUACAUGCCUCAAGAAGAUGACUGGGACCGGGAUCUACUUCUGGACCCCGCGUGGGAAAAGCAGCAAAGAAAGACCUUCACAGCCUGGUGUAACUCCCACCUGAGGAAGGCCGGCACUCAGAUUGAGAACAUCGAAGAGGACUUCAGAGAUGGUCUGAAACUCAUGCUGCUGCUGGAGGUCAUCUCAGGAGAGCGUCUGGCCAAACCAGAGAGAGGCAAGAUGAGAGUCCACAAGAUCUCCAACGUCAACAAAGCUCUGAACUUCAUCACCGGUAAAGGAGUAAAGCUGGUGUCGAUCGGAGCAGAGGAGAUUGUGGAUGGCAACGCCAAGAUGACGCUGGGGAUGAUCUGGACCAUAAUCCUUCGCUUCGCCAUCCAGGACAUCUCCGUGGAAGAAACAUCUGCCAAAGAAGGCCUUCUGUUAUGGUGCCAGAGAAAGACUGCACCCUACAAGAACGUCAACAUUCAAAAUUUUCACAUCAGCUGGAAAGAUGGCCUGGGAUUCUGUGCUCUUAUUCAUAGACACCGUCCAGAGCUCAUUGACUACGGGAAACUGCGCAAGGAUGACCCCAUGACCAACCUGAACACGGCCUUCGACGUGGCAGAGAAGUACCUGGACAUCCCCAAGAUGCUGGACGCUGAGGACAUCGUGGGCACGGCCCGCCCGGAUGAGAAGGCCAUCAUGACCUACGUCUCUAGCUUCUACCACGCCUUCUCUGGCGCCCAGAAGGCAGAAACGGCAGCUAACAGGAUCUGCAAGGUGCUGGCAGUGAACCAGGAGAAUGAGCAGCUGAUGGAGGACUACGAGAAGCUGGCCAGUGAUCUGUUGGAGUGGAUCCGCAGGACCAUCCCCUGGCUGGAGAACCGUGUUCCGGAGAACACCAUGCAGGCCAUGCAGCAGAAGCUGGAGGAUUUCCGGGACUACCGCCGCCUCCACAAGCCCCCCAAGGUGCAGGAGAAGUGCCAGCUGGAGAUCAACUUCAACACCCUGCAGACCAAGCUGAGGCUGAGCAACAGGCCCGCGUUCAUGCCCUCCGAGGGCAAGAUGGUCUCGGACAUCUCCAAUGCUUGGGGAGGCCUGGAAGGGGCAGAGAAGGGCUACGAGGAGUGGCUCCUCAACGAGAUCCGCAGGCUGGAGAGACUGGACCACCUGGCCGAGAAGUUCCGCCAGAAAGCAGCUAUCCACGAAGCCUGGACCACAGGCAAGGAAGAGAUGCUGCAGCAGCGCGACUAUGAGAUGGCCUCUCUGUCCGAGAUCAAGGCGCUGCUGAAGAAGCACGAGGCGUUUGAGAGCGACCUGGCUGCCCACCAGGACCGCGUGGAGCAGAUCGCCGCCAUCGCGCAGGAGUUGAAUGAGCUGGACUACUACGACUCCCCCAGUGUGAAUGCCCGCUGCCAGUCCAUCUGCGACCAGUGGGACGCUCUGGGAACGCUGACCCAGAAACGCAGCGAGGCUCUCCAGCGAACCGAGAAGCUGCUGGAGACGAUCGAUCAGCUGUACCUGGAGUUUGCCAAGCGAGCUGCGCCGUUCAACAACUGGAUGGAGGGCGCCAUGGAGGACCUGCAGGACACCUUCAUCGUCCACACCAUCGAGGAGAUCCAGGGGCUGAGCACUGCCCAUGAGCAGUUCAAAGCCACUCUGCCCGAGGCGGACAAGGAGAGACAGGCUAUCCUGGGGAUCCACAACGAGAUUGCUAAGAUCGUCCAGACCUACCAUGUGAACAUGUCUGGCACCAACCCCUACACCGCCAUCAACCCCCAGGAGAUCAACACCAAGUGGGACAAGGUCAGACAGCUGGUUCCUCAGAGAGACCAGGCCCUGAUCGAGGAGCACGCUCGCCAGCAGAACAACGAGCGGCUGCGCAGACAGUUCGCCAACCAGGCCAACGUCAUCGGACCCUGGAUCCAGACCAAGAUGGAGGAGAUCGGCCACAUCUCCAUUGAGAUGCACGGGACCCUGGAGGACCAGCUGUCUCACCUGCGUCAGUACGAGAAGAGCAUCAUCAACUACAAGCCAAAGAUCGACCAGCUGGAGGGAGACCACCAAUUGAUCCAGGAGGCGCUCAUCUUCGACAACAAGCACACCAACUACACCAUGGAGCACAUCCGCGUGGGCUGGGAGCAGCUGCUGACCACCAUCGCUCGCACCAUCAACGAGAUUGAGAACCAGAUCCUGACCCGCGACGCCAAGGGCAUCAGCCAGGAGCAGAUGAACGAGUUCCGAGCCUCCUUCAACCACUUCGACAGGGACCACUCGGGCACUCUGGGUGCAGAGGAGUUCAAGGCCUGCCUGAUCAGCCUGGGUUUCGAUAUCGCCAACGAUGCACAGAAGAGAACAGGAAUGAUGGAGGCCGAAGACUUCAAAACCUGCCUUAUCUCCAUGGGUUACCACCUGGGCGAGGCAGAGUUCUCUCGCAUCAUGAGCAUCGUGGACCCCAACCGACUGGGCCUCAUCUCCUUCCAGGCCUUCAUCGACUUCAUGUCCAGAGAGACUGCCGACACAGACACUGCCGACCAGGUCAUGGCCUCCUUCAAGGUCCUGGCAGGGGACAAGAGCUACAUCCUGGCUGACGAGCUGCGUAGGGAGCUGCCUCCUGACCAGGCGGAGUACUGCAUCGCCCGCAUGGCGCCCUACACCGGACCGGACGCCAUCCCCGGAGCCCUGGACUACAUGUCCUUCUCCACAGCACUGUAUGGAGAGAGUGACCUCUGAGGCCCUGCUCUGACCCCUGACCUGGGCACCGCCAGCCAACCUGCUCUGAACACCGCAGAUCCCCCCCCCCCCCCCCCCCUCAGUGCUGAAACCAUUUUUGUACGUCCCCGGCCUUAUCUUUUCUUUUCUGUCACACUCCUCUGUGCGCUCCCUCGUUCCUCCACCCCCCUCCAGCCCUCCUUCCGCCCCUCACUUUUUGUGUCUGUUGUUUUUGCUUUAUCAUGCAAUGCAGCAACCCUCCAGGUUUACAAAGAGGGAGAGAAAUGUUUUCUGUUGUAUUUUCUUGUUGUCAUUGUUUUCUUCAUAAAAUGAAUAAAGUUAACAUAUUUUAUUAUACAGAACUAAAAGGUAUUUUUCUUCACCCGUAUGAAAAAAAAUUAAACAAAAAUUGAAAUAAAGAAAAUUGCAAUA
Molecule: messenger RNA, 3443 nt
Organism: Osmerus eperlanus (European smelt)
Lineage: Eukaryota; Metazoa; Chordata; Actinopteri; Osmeriformes; Osmeridae
Gene: actn1
Product: actinin, alpha 1
Exons: 22
Coding region: 291-3032 (913 amino acids)
Biological process (GO): actin cytoskeleton organization; muscle cell development
Cellular component (GO): stress fiber; plasma membrane; cortical actin cytoskeleton
Molecular function (GO): calcium ion binding; actin filament binding
Source: RefSeq, a predicted model, not a curated record